Molecule: messenger RNA, 1914 nt
Organism: Histoplasma capsulatum G186AR
Lineage: Eukaryota; Fungi; Ascomycota; Eurotiomycetes; Onygenales; Ajellomycetaceae
Product: YagE family protein
Exons: 4
Coding region: 1-1914 (637 amino acids)
Source: RefSeq, a predicted model, not a curated record
AUGUCUUCCUACCAAGGUAUAAGUCGCUCUAGAAGCGGGAAGGGGAAAAGAGAACGCGGCCCUACCGUGUUGGUUACGGACUCUCGCGAUUCCGCAUACAACCCCAGACCUGGCAAUACCCAAAAUACCCACUCCUCCCGCUUCAUAACCGUUGAUAACGUUCUCCAAUACACCUCGGAUAUCCCCUCCAUGCAACAGCGACAUCCGCCACCCGGCUUCCGGGGGCGACCUCGCUUGAGGCUUGGAGGGCCAGGGGCUCUAGCGGGUGCGACUGCAUCGACUGAUCUUGGGGGAUCCAGUGGCAUGGACUCGAGGAUGAGAGCGGUGGGGAGACUGGCAGCGGUACCACAUUUACCACCUCGGUCAACCAAAACAAGCGAAAAAUUGGUUUUACUUCCGGAAACAGUGACUGAGCAGGACGAGGGCGGGGAGGAUGAAGGAUUUGCCGGCGCUGUAGAUGAAGAGCGGGGGCCGCGGAUGCGACAACCUGUAUCCAAAGGAGCACGCCGGAUUAUUCCUAAUAGACAACAAAUGUCCCGCAAAACGCUUGGAGAUUUCGAUCAAGAUAACGAAGCUUCGCCACUUCUAGCGGAGGAGGAGCGUCUAAAACGCCGCCGUGUGCCGCCUGAAAGAGCUAAGAGCUAUGCGGAACGUUUGCCUAAAGCCCACCGCGCACAGAAGCUCCCUCGUGUGACGGCCUAUUGCACGGCGCAGGGUUACAAGAUCAGUUCUACUGCGGCGUUCGUGAAGGAAUACCACGGCGCGAGGACGAAGUUGUAUGACGACUGCUUGUAUACUGCAUAUCAUUUGCCACUGUUGCCGGGAAAGGAAGGAUAUAGAAUUCGGAGUAGUCCAAUUCUGAAAAGUGCUGGGGGUAAAGCCGUUUUGGAUGAGGAGAUUGAGAGGAAUGAGCGGAGGGAUUACCAUGAUGAAUACUAUGCGGAGGAGGAUGAACAUUCCGUCAAAGCCACUGGGUUUGACGAUGCAGGAGCUGAAGAGCGGACAACCCAACGUGAAGGUGAUGACGGUGAAAGACUAUCAGAGACAAACGGUGUAACAACCACCAAUGAUGAAGAACAGGGACAGAGAAGCCUGCCUGACAGUGCGAACAAGGAUGGUAACACACACAAUAUUCCCACAACGAUUUCCGCAGCCAGAAUCCCACCCAAUGCAUUGUCAUUUUCGGAAAUGUUCAUCUUCAGCUAUGGAGUUGUUGUCCUCUGGAACUUCACGGAAAGGGAAGAAAAAGAUGUCCUAGCCGAUCUUGCGUUCGCGUCGUCGGAAAGUGGGGGAGCUCCUAUCGCCCUUGCAACAGCGCCGUUGCCUGAGGAGGACUUUGAAACGGAAGAAUUUCAUUUCGAAUACUCUGAUCAGAUAUCUCGACCCCGUGUCUACAACGAUAUGAUCACAUUGCGCAGUGGAGACCAUAUGAUCAAGCUUGCCAUUAGCCACGGGAUAGCGCAGAGCACAAAGCUGAGCUUCUUCGAGGAGGUUAUGGCGAGACAGAUGGCUGAGGCCAAGGAUGUGCCUCGAAGGUUGGCAUUGACAGGCCACCUAGGAAUGAAAAGGGAGGAGGUAUUCCGCAUACUAGGAAAGCUUUUUAAGAGCAGAGUUGAGGUGAAUUUGUCAUCCAACAUGCUCGAUGUGCCCUCCUUUUUCUGGGAUAGCGAACCCACUCUUCAUCCCCUGUAUAUUGCCGUGCGGGAAUACCUAGAGAUCAAGCGCCGCAUUCAAGUCCUGAACGAGCGGUGCAGAGUUUUUCUCGACCUGGCCGAAAUCCUGUCGGAUUCUAUUGCGGAUAAUCAAAUGUCGCCUCAACCUUCCCACAUGUUACAAACGGCUGCGAGUCUGCAAGGCCGUCCGAAUAUUGCCAGUGUCAAUAAAACGCAUUUGAAGAUUUUACCUCACAUGUGA